This is a messenger RNA of Nicrophorus vespilloides, 2063 nucleotides long. RefSeq names its product protein arginine N-methyltransferase 5 (gene csul). NCBI's taxonomy places the organism in Eukaryota, Metazoa, Arthropoda, Insecta, Coleoptera, Silphidae. Bases 86 to 1939 code for a protein of 617 amino acids. Gene Ontology annotation, biological process: regulation of DNA-templated transcription; peptidyl-arginine N-methylation. The transcript is spliced from 7 exons. Gene Ontology annotation, cellular component: cytosol; nucleus. The record is from RefSeq and is a predicted model, not a curated record.
AAAAAGUUAGGUUAAUGUAAACACGUUGUUUUAAGUUUCCCUUUAAUUUCUACUAAUUUUAAGUGUAAUUAUUCAUUAGUUUAAAAUGAGCGAACAGAAUGAAUUUAAAAAGCAUAUGUCCUGCGCUUUGGAUAUUGGUGAACCAUUGAAUUUAUUGGCUAGCUUAACUACUGCUUGUAAUGAAGGUUAUCACUUUGUGGUAACCAAACUUAUUCAUCCUAAUCAUGAGAGAGAUCUGUACAGCAAAGAUGCACCAAGAGUUAUUGGUCGAACUGAUAGACUUUUGAGCUCAAACGAUUGGAACAAACUUAUAGUUUGUAGGUUAUCGAAGCAGUUUCAAAUUGAUAGUGAGAUUGAGAAUAUUCGAGAGCAUGACAAAAAACUGUUAUCUCAAGAAUUGGGAUUUGCUUGCCACUUGUACAUUCCUGCUAUACUAAUUAAGCUAGUUCAGCGAGAUAAUAAAAAUUUGGCUCACUUGCUGAAUUGCAAGCUGCAGGCUGGUGCUAGUUUUCAGGUUUGGGUAGAAACUCCUAUGGUGAAUCCAGCAAAGAAAUCACCAAUUGUGAAUAAUGAGGAUUGUGAUGAUAUCUGGGAAUGGUGGAACGAUUUCAGGAGAUAUGGCAAUUACCACAAACGUAUUGGAUUGGCUCUGGUGAUGCCAACAGAUGGUUGUAUGCUGGAUGACUUGGAAAUCAAAAGGUGGGGCGGGGAACCAGUGAAGGCAAUUAUAAUUCCCACUUGUCUCUUUAUUUCCAAUCAACACAAGCAGCCUGUCUUGCCACGUGUUUAUCAAGAGAUCAUCAAACAAUUUCUACACCUGGAUGUGCAAUACAUUAUUUCAGGGCCAAGAUUUAAACACACUUAUCAGCAGUAUUGCAGCUACAUGGGUUAUUUGGGAAAGAAGUUGUAUGAUCAAAGUGUGAUUGGAGAAUUUUCUAUGGGUUGCGAGGAUUUCCUGCAAAGCCCUUUGCAGCCAUUAACAGAACAUUUGGAAACUCCUAUUUACGAAAUUUUUGAGAAAGACUCGAUCAAAUACGUUUUAUACCAACAAGCGAUUGAGAAAGCUUUAUGUGAUAUAGCAAAAAAUAUAAGUCCCAUUGUCGUUAUUGUAGUUGGCGCAGGAAGGGGACCUUUGGUCCAAGCUACUUUGAACGCCUCCAUAAUUACUCAACGUAAAGUAAAAGUGUAUGCAGUUGAAAAGAAUCCCUAUGCUGUUAACACGCUCGAAGAAAGAAUUGCCAAUGAAUGGAAUGAUCAAGUUACAUUGUUCAAUGAAGAUAUGCGGGUUUGCGAACCUCCAGAACAUGCCGAUAUCCUUGUUUCUGAGCUCUUAGGUUCCUUUGGUGACAACGAAUUGUCUCCGGAAUGCUUGGACGGAGCCCAAAGGUUUUUGAAGCCGAAUGGUAUUUCCAUACCACAAUCUUAUACAUCUUAUCUUGCACCUUUGCAAAGUAUUAAGCUUUACAAUGAAAUCGGAAUGUCCAAAACAGCGGAUAAAACAUUGCAGGUCCUUUAUGAAACACCCUACGUUGUGCAUUUAGUGAAUGCAUACCAAAUUACUAAUGCAAAAGAUCUAUUUGUGUUCGAACAUCCCAAUAGAAGCGAUAUGAUUAUAAACGAACGAAUGCGCACAUUGAAAUUCACUGCAGAGCAGAAUUGCGUGUUGACAGCAUUCGCAGGAUUCUUCGAAAGUGUCCUUUACAAAGAUGUUAUUUUGAGUACAAAUCCUGUUACCCAUUCCAGGAAUAUGGUCAGCUGGUUCCCUAUAAUGUUUCCACUUCCCUUUCCGGUACAAGUUAAAACUAAUGAACAGAUCGAAGUAACUUUCUGGAGGGCAGAGAAUAACGAGAAAGUCUGGUAUGAAUGGUGCCUUAAUUCGCCUUUUAUGGGAAGCAUAAGCAACAUCGCUGGAAGAUCCUACUUUAUUAAGAAGCAUUGAAAUGAUGUAGCUUUUUUACUUUUAUAUAUUAGCUUUGUACACAGGAGGAAUAGAAUAUUUUACGUUUCCUAUUAUUAUACAUUGUACUCAAAAUAAUAAAUCAGUAUACAAUUUGAUGCUUUAA